Molecule: messenger RNA, 966 nt
Organism: Stomoxys calcitrans (stable fly)
Lineage: Eukaryota; Metazoa; Arthropoda; Insecta; Diptera; Muscidae
Product: phospholipase A1-like
Exons: 2
Coding region: 1-966 (321 amino acids)
Biological process (GO): lipid metabolic process
Molecular function (GO): lipase activity
Source: RefSeq, a predicted model, not a curated record
AUGUAUUUAAAUAUAACACCAUUGCCCAAUGUUGCAUCUUUAAGGGCUAUCAAUGAAAUAGAUUCUGGCUGGUUUGAUCCCGAUACCGAUAUCGAUGCCGAUCACAACUAUGGUAUACAAAGUAAUCCAACUGACUUUUUCCUGUACACCAGAAAUAAACCCAUGGUGGCCACCGAAAUCAAAGCACAAUACCAAUCUGUUGAACAUUCCGGUUUUGAUUCCAGCAAGCCUACAUACAUCAUAAUACAUGGUUGGAUAAGCAGUUAUACAUCAGAAUAUAUCCAGGUAAUUCCUCAUGCCAUCUUGAAGGCCUUCGAUUGCAAUGUCAUUCUUGUUGAUUGGGCUCGUGCGCGUACUUGGAACUAUGUUGCCGCAGUAGUCGCAAUACCCGGAGUUGCGUCGAAUAUUGCCGAUAUGAUUGAUUUUUUGAACGAUAAAUUUAGUUUGCCUUUUGCAACAUUGACAUUGUCAGGCCAUAGUUUGGGAGCUCAUGUUGCGGGCACCACAGGUAAAAAGGUGAAAAAUGGAAAAAUCCACACCAUUGUCGGACUGGAUGCUGCCAAACCACUGUUUUUCUACGAUAAGCCAGAUGAACGCUUGGCCAUAACCGAUGCUGUAUAUGUUCAAGCUAUUCAUACGAAUGCUGGUGAACUGGGCUUUGUAAAACCCAUAGCAAACGCGGACUUCUAUAUUAACGGUGGAUCAUAUCAGCCAGGUUGCCAAGAGUUCGGUUGUUCUCAUUUGCGCUCUGCCUAUUAUUACGCUGAAGUCUUUGAGUUGAACGACUUCGGUGCUAUAGCCUGCGAAAACUCUAUACAAGCGAAAACAAAGAACUGUGGAUAUAUGUUUUCAGGCGUUCGCAUGGGCGCCCGAGAUGCUCAGUAUGAAGUUAAUGGUAUAUACUAUGUACCCGUUCGCUCCAGCUACCCGUAUGGCAUAACAGAAGUGACUAUUGUGCAGGAAUAA